AUGAAAGGACUCCAGCUACUUUUUAUUGGGAUUCUUUGCAACCUGUGCUAUGGCUAUUAUGAUGGACCACUCUUUCCCGAAAUGUCCAAUGGGACUCUCCACCACUACUUUGUACCUGACGGGGACUACGAAGAGAAUGAUGAUCCAGAAAAAUGCCAGCUGUUAUUCAGGGUGACGGAUCAGAAUCCAUGCAACAAUGGAGAUGGUCAGGCUUUCUCCCUAAAGGAGGAAUUUGUCAUUAUCAAACGGCAGAUUGAAGAUGCCCAAAGGGUUCUUGAUAGUCUCGGAAAAAGCAUUUCCUAUGACCUUGAUGGUGAAGAGAGCUAUGGAAAUUAUCUGGGAAGGGAAUCUUCUCAGAUCAGCGAAGCCUUCUCCAAUUCAGACAAGUCUUUGACAGAACUGGAAAUAAAGUUUCAGCAGAGCCAGGACAGUGAGAAAAGUGAAGCACGAGAGUUAAAUGAUGACUUCGUAACUAUGAUGGUCCACACCAGGGCUGUGCUCAGGGAAACAUUAGACAUGUCUUCGGGACUGAGGGAUAAGCAUGAACUGCUUUCUUUAACCAUUAGAAGCCACGGUGCUAGGUUAAGUAGACUGAAAAACCAGUAUCUGAAGGUUUGAAACCUUCCAUUACUCAUCUGUAAAAUGUGCACCAUAACUUCCUAUUUUAACAAUACUGUAUAAAGGUAUAAACAAUUUGGGCUGCUACUUCUUCAAGGUGGAAAUUAUUUUUAAAAAGAUAUGCAUUUAAAGUGACAAUGUAUCAUUAGGAUGCCAAUGGUAACAAAAUGUCUCUGGCAGGGAAGAGGUUAAGAAACUAAUUGGUUUCAAUCUACAAAUGGGAAGUAACGUUCAUUGGACAUCGAUAAAUGCAAUAUUUUUAAUAUUUAAAUAACUGCACUCUUGUCAACAUUUUGGUUGAUUCUUAAGAUUUGUUAACCCAUUAAUUGCUGUCAGACUGUCUUUAGUGCAGAUUUUACCACCAUUUAAUGAGGUAACACUACUUAUUAAAAAAAAAGUGUGAUUUUUUUUUUAUAAAUACCUUUAUUGCAUUUUAGCAGCAAGUCUAUUAGAGAUAGAACUCAUAGCAGGGUAUAUUAUUUAUUUAAUGAUUAUUUGCUGCAUCAAUAUAAAAUUGUGAAGAUGUAUAUAAUAUACAUACUCUUGAAAAUGUGUUGCUUUUAGCUUUCUUUGUUUAUAGCAUCCAUGCAUUUUGUAUGUAUGUACUGUAUGGAAUAUAAGGUGCUUACAUGUCUAUGCUUAUACACAGUUUGAGUAUCAAUAUGUCUUUAAAUUAAUAUUAAAUACAAAAUAUGAACUCUUACAGUAUACUUAAUAUUCUGCAAUCCAUAUUUUUAAAAACAUUAAAUGAAAGGGCAAAGUAAAAACAAAUAUACAGUAUUAAAAUAACAGUAAAUUCUAUUAAAUGUGAACAUGUGAUCUUUAUUAUAAAUGAUCCAUAAUUUAACCCAUUGAUGUAUCCAAGGAAGAAUUAUGUGCUAUGAAGAAUACUCUUUGUCCUUUCAAACAUACUGGGGAUAAGGCAGGAAGUGUAGAGUUAACCCUGGAUAACUGUGCCUGACCUAUGAAUGACAGAUGGAUGUUGAACGUUAAUGACUAUUAUAACCUACUUUUUAUCCCUGGCUGAUAAUAAAUUAAGCAAAAUAAAAUGUCCAUAAUGACAUUAGUAUAUUUUAUUUUCUUGUUGUGCUUGGUGUAACAGAGGACUUUUCUCACUUCUGGUCCACCAUAAGCACACACCAUUAAAUAAGUUAAGACUUUGUGGGAUACAGAUAGGAACACCAAGGGUCCAGAAAAGAUAAAAUUGGAGUUAACCCUUUAGAACCUAGAAUAGCAAGCAACGCUGUAUAUUAAUACCGUGGUAGAAAAGCUUCAUUGAGCUUUAGAAAGUGAAUUUAUAGUCGAGACACAGUGUAUAUGGAGGAAGGAGCUUAAAGGGUGAUCCAGGAUCUGAGGUUUUACAGCUGGAAUAAACCCCGUGAUAGACAGAGGGUUAAAUAGCAAAACGCAUAGUGCUCCGUUUGUUAGGCAGUUUAAAUGUUAAACUAUUCCUAUAUAGCCUAACAUCUUUUUUUUAUUAUUAUUAUUUUUUUUAAUGCAUUCUUAUUCUUACAUUUAUUUCUUACAAUCGCAAAGCGUUUUCCAAGUAGGUCACUGAAUUGCUAUUACGUAACAGGUCCUACUCCAAGAAACAAGUUCAUAUAUUCCUGUUUUAUUGCCUAUUAAAGAGAGUAAGUGAUCAUAAACUUUAUACAGCCGCACAUGAGUCAUACACCACCAAGCAGCAUCUCUUUGUAGCAGCUGUUGGAGGGAUGGGAAGCCUUAGCCCUUAGUGCUAUAUGUGAUGUGUAAUUUAAAGCUGUGGAGACCACCUACUAGGUCUAUCCGGUAGCCAAACUCCCGAUAAAGACAAAGUAUUCCUAGUGAUAAGGAGGAAUAUACACAGUAUGUCUCCGUGUGUAUGUGGGGUUGCAACUCCAAUAAUAAGUCACAGAGAAGUUAUAACAAAUAAUAAUAAAUUGCAUUAUACGUGAUUAUUACAAAAAAAACCCAGGUCAGCUUGACCUGACUCAUAGCCAGCGGAUCUUGGCAAGAGCCCUUGGCAUCAAAUACCUUAGUUGGUUUCAGCACAGGUGCAUUGUGAGCUGCCUGAGAAGUUAAAAUCCUUCCUUCAUUAAAGAAUAAGAUUGAGCGGCCAUUAAACACAUUAGGAACCGAACUACUUUCAACAGGAGAGAGCUGAGAAACGAUGUAUUUAGCGAUCCCCCGGACCUACCUUGCCAAGUCAGUUCCUCAUCAUAUGAAGACAUAUCCUAGUAUUCUACCUCAAAAGACUGUGCCGAGAAAAUAGGCCGAUUACAAGGGAGAUUUCUGCAUGCUAUAGAAUAAUCUAAACAUAAAACUGUUAGUGCUUAGAACAAAAUAAGUUAAAACCGGAGAGUAAAAACAUCAAGUUAUUCUAUGGACCUAUUUGUUACUUUUCAGAUAAUAUAAUAUAUAUAUAUUAAUUGUGCUCCUAUAUUUUUCCCAAGGCUAUAAACGUCAAAUUGUACCUCUCUAGCUGUUAUUAUUAUUUAUUGUUUUAUAUAGUGCCAUCAUAUUCCGUAGCGCUGUACAAUGGCUUAUCAGACUAGUACUAUAAUUCUCCAAUCCAACUGCAGAUCACUAAAUAUUGUUCAUACUUUUGCUGGCUCCCAUGAUACGGUAUGUUAAUGUGUCUGUUCUUAAUGACAAAGGCAAAAGUCUAUAAACAAGUUUACCGUAAUGCUUUUUCAAUAAAAAUGAAUCAAAAGAUUUGUGCGUGAAACCAUGGAACAUAAGAUAUUGGGGGAUAUUAAAUCUUGUAACAUGACCUUUGCAACAAUAAGUCUUAUACAAUAAAAAAUCAUUGAUGGUGA
Molecule: messenger RNA, 3416 nt
Organism: Spea bombifrons (plains spadefoot toad)
Lineage: Eukaryota; Metazoa; Chordata; Amphibia; Anura; Pelobatidae
Gene: FIBIN
Product: fin bud initiation factor homolog
Exons: 1
Coding region: 1-618 (205 amino acids)
Source: RefSeq, a predicted model, not a curated record